AUGUUCACAAGAUUGACCGUCAUCUCUGCCCUCUUGAGUAGCCUCAAUGGCCUUGCCUUUUCUGAGCCAGUCCCCCUAACACCGGAUCGUGUAGCCCUCCAUCCCCGAGCCACAACGUGUACCCCGACAGCAGGCGGGUCAAGUACUGUUGACGAUGUGCCGGCCAUACAGUCUGCCAUAAAGAGCUGCGCAAGUGGCACAAUUCUGAUUCCCGCUGACCAAACCUAUCAUAUCAACAGUCAGCUGUCUUUCGCCGGCUGUACUGGAUGUACGCUGCAGCUAGACGGCGUGCUAUCCGUGUCGACCGAUUUCAAUUACUGGAACGGCAAAUCACAGGUCAUCUCCCUAUCUAAGAUCACCGGUGCGACUAUCACAGGGUCAGGCACCAUCAACGGCAACGGCCAAGCAAGCUGGGACCACAUCAUCACAGCGACCGACUAUGUUCGGCCCAAGCUCAUUCGGGUCGAGGGAUGCAAUAACAUCCACUUCAGUGGGUUCACGCUGAAGGAUGCGCCCAUGUUCCACAUCGUCACGAACGGCAACUCGAAAGACAUCACUUACUCCGAUCUCACUCUGCACUCUGUGAGCACCUCGGCCAACGUCGCCCACAACACUGACGGUUUUGACAUUGGGCCCGCAUCGAACGUCAGGGUGCUCAACUCGCAGGUCACCAAUGACGAUGACUGCGUGGUUCUGAAGCCUGGAGCUGAUCAGGUGCAUGUCGAGGGCGUCACCUGCACUGGUUCGCACGGCCUCUCCGUCGGCAGCCUUGCCGGCACCCCGGGGGCCAACGACGUUGUCACGAACAGCAUCUUCAAGAACUGCACAGUCGCCAGCUCGGACAAGGCCGCCGGCAUCAAGUUCUUUGACAGUUCAUCGGGCCACGGCAGCGCCAGCGUCAGCAACGUCACAUGGCAAGACAUCAUCUGCGACAAGUGCGAUUAUGCCUUCCGCGUCCUUACCUGCUACCAGUCCACCACGACGGCCGACUGCGCGGCGCAUCCUGCCGCGGCUAACAUGCAGGGUAUCGUUCUUGACGGCUUCACCGGCACCACCUCGGGGCACUACAAGAACAACGUAGCCAACAUCAACUGCUCUCCUUCGGGAACAUGUGGCAUCACGGUGAAGCGGUUCAGCGUCACAGCACCCAGCGGUGCCAACACGGUGUUGUGUGCCAGUACUCCAAGCAACCUUGGACUUGCCUGCACUUCGGGGGCUUCUGGUUAG
This is a messenger RNA of Verticillium alfalfae VaMs.102, 1227 nucleotides long. RefSeq names its product polygalacturonase-2. The transcript has 2 exons. NCBI's taxonomy places the organism in Eukaryota, Fungi, Ascomycota, Sordariomycetes, Glomerellales, Plectosphaerellaceae. Gene Ontology annotation, molecular function: polygalacturonase activity. Gene Ontology annotation, biological process: carbohydrate metabolic process. The record is from RefSeq and is a predicted model, not a curated record. The coding region runs from base 1 to 1227 and encodes 408 amino acids.